Molecule: messenger RNA, 441 nt
Organism: Morchella importuna
Lineage: Eukaryota; Fungi; Ascomycota; Pezizomycetes; Pezizales; Morchellaceae
Exons: 6
Coding region: 1-441 (146 amino acids)
Source: RefSeq, a predicted model, not a curated record
AUGCAGACCGGCACCCGGCCUGCGACUCCGCGACGCGUCAAGAGCUUUAGAUCCGCCGCGGGCAAGCUUGUGCGCUCCACCAGGGCGCUUGCUACAAUCCCGAUCUGCUACUACCACCGCGGACACCCGAAAUUCCACAUCGUCCCGCCCUUCCGGGGGUGUCGCAAUACUGCUGCAAUACCCCGAGCCCGUGUUUUAGAGGCGGACGUCAGGAGAAAGACAGCUUGUACCACCCCCGUUCUAGGCAGUCAUCUGUAUCUGUUCGGCUUGGGGUGGCUUUGCGGGUGGUAUUGUGGUGGCGGGUGGCGCGUUAGUGUGGGAUAUGGGUUAGGUGAUGCAGGUCAUAUACUUGUGGGGGCUUUGUUGAGUGUCGUGAGGUCGGUUUUGAUAGUGGGGAGCCAUCAUGCUGGCUUUGGAGGUCGGAUGCGGUGCCUGGGUUGA